This is a messenger RNA of Lasiodiplodia theobromae, 513 nucleotides long. RefSeq names its product Amino acid permease protein. The transcript has a single exon. NCBI's taxonomy places the organism in Eukaryota, Fungi, Ascomycota, Dothideomycetes, Botryosphaeriales, Botryosphaeriaceae. Bases 1 to 513 code for a protein of 170 amino acids. The record is from RefSeq and is a predicted model, not a curated record.
AUGCCGGCUCCAAAGAUGUCAUCCGACGACAUCCUCGCGCUGCCGCCGCGGCUACCCGAAGUGGAGCAGUGGCGCGACGAGCCCGUCUCUCUGCUGCCGGCCGCGCUGUACGCCCUGACCGACCUGCCGGAUGCCGCUGCCGACCUGGUACGGCUUCAGGACGCGUGCGAGGCCAAAUGCGACACGCACCACCGCGGCGAGUGCGUGCGGCCGCCGCCCGACGGCGCGUGGAACUUCGCCGGCCAGACGAUGGAGGCCGUCGUGCGCCACCACCUCGAGCUGGCCAAGGGCCGCCAGUUCGACCCGCUGCACUUCGUCGUCGUGGCGGCGGCGUCCGGCGGCGGCGAUGACGUGGUGCUAUUCGUCACGCUUGACGCGGACGACGAGCAGGAGGAGUGCGUGCCCGACGCCUUCUGGGUCAAGGCCGAGGAUGCGGGGCUCUGCUUCAUGAACAUGGUCAUCGGGAGCGCGGACUGGUACGAGCAGAAGGCGCAGCAUGCGUUGAAGAAGUAG